Messenger RNA from Sporisorium graminicola, 1344 nucleotides. RefSeq lists its product as uncharacterized. NCBI's taxonomy places the organism in Eukaryota, Fungi, Basidiomycota, Ustilaginomycetes, Ustilaginales, Ustilaginaceae. The transcript has a single exon. Gene Ontology annotation, molecular function: S-adenosylmethionine-homocysteine S-methyltransferase activity. Gene Ontology annotation, biological process: S-methylmethionine cycle. The record is from RefSeq and is a predicted model, not a curated record. Bases 1 to 1344 code for a protein of 447 amino acids.
AUGCUCGCACCCGUCGAUCAGAGCGCUCUCGAGUCGUUGCUCGGGCCUGGCCGAAUCGGGAUCCUGGAUGGAGGACUGGCAACAUACCUCGAAGAUGGCCUCAACUUUGAUCUCUCCAAAGGCCCGCUCUGGAGUGCACGUCUGCUCGAUGAGAAGGAGGACGACGUGAGUGGUGGCAAGGGGCAAAAGGGAAUCUUUGACGCUCAUUUGCACUACCUUCAAGCUGGCGCUGGCAUCAUCGGCACAGCUACCUACCAGGCUUCGCUCGAAUCAUUUGCAAGGGCCAACUACGAUCAAGCUUCUGCAUCACAUCUCAUGUCCAAGGCCGUAGACUUGGCAUGUCAAGCGCUGCACACCCACAACAUCAGCAACGCAAGCACUCCUUCAUCCUCGACCGGGACACCGCUGAUCAGCUUGAGUCUCGGUCCCUACGGUGGCAUGCUCAGCAAUGGAGCGGAAUACACAGGCGAUUACCGACGCACGUUCCUGCCCGACUCUGACCCUCGACGUGAGCAGCAACCUUCGCUCGAGGAGAUGGCAGCUUUCCAUCAGAGACGCAUCGAAGCGUUUGUUGCUCAGCCCAGCUGGCAGCAUGUCGGCGUUCUCGCUGUCGAGACUGUGCCACGGGCUGACGAAGCGCUUGCUUUCCGUAUCGCGCUGGAGAAUGUAGUUAGGAGCCAUCAGCAGCAAGGAAAGCAUCUCGAGAAGAAACCCGUGUAUAUCAGCACGGCCUUCCCAGACGAUCGGCGUCUGCCUUGGCCUCCUCUGGCUUCGACUUCAGCCGCCGCGGACCAAGACGACGAUGUCGACAUGGACGAGGACGAGGAUGAGGACGAUGCUGCAGAGCAGGAAGGCGCGGUACAGGAAGAGAUGAACUGGCUUGUCCAGAUCGUCACCGAUACGCAAGUGCAGGGUCAAGACUCGCUCUGGCCCAUCAGCGGCAUCGGCAUCAACUGCACAAAGCCCUAUCUGCUUCCCAAGCUGGCGGAGCGCAUGUCAGCGUCGCUCGUCACACUCAACCACCCUGCAAGCGAAGGCGGCAUCGAUCUUGAGCGCAAGAGGAUACACAUGGGUCUGCAGAAGCCACUGCUCUUCCUCUACCCUGAUGGAGGACUCGUGUAUGACGCCGUGCGCAAAAUCUGGCUCACACCUUCCAACGCUGGUGAGCUCGGAGGCGGCAAUUCGGCAGCUUCGUGGGCUUCGAACCUUAUGAAGCUCGCCAAGAGCAUCACGGCCGCGAGCGAGGCCAACUUGCCAGAUGUGUGGAGAGGCGUCUUCGUAGGAGGGUGCUGCAAGAGCGGCACCGACGAGAUCCGCGCUCUCUGCCAGUGUCGUUCAUCUUAG